CUACAAAGUUAAGUUUUUUAGGGUGUCAAGUGUCGCAAUUGUGGUCGCAUUAAUCGCCUUUGUUUGCAAUUUUCUACCAUAUCAAGGAUUGUGACGAAAUCGCGACUGCAAUUUAUAGCCUUGUUUGUUAGAACAAAAUUUCCUUCUGGGUAGGGUAGUCUAAUUUUGAAAUCUUUGAAGUGUGAAGGAAUUGUUUUGAGUCCUUUGACAUAUUCAUCAAAUUUGGUGCAUGAUGUUCCGAGGUGGUUCAAUGAGACGUUUUUGUUACCUUUAUCUUGUUGUUCUUUCAUUGUUUUUGUUCAUACCAAACACUUAUGAAUUAGAAGCAUCUCAGACUGAAGCCUUGUUGCAGUUAAGAGUUUAUCUAGAGUACCCCUCUUCUUUGCAAAUUUGGGAGAAUUACAAUGGGGACCUAUGCAGCCUUCCUCCCUCUGCAAACUUGAGUAUUAAAUGCGAAGGUGAUGAGGUAACUGAGCUUAAAAUUAUGGGUGAAAAGUCUGAGAAGCCAUCACGGUUCAAUGGAUUUGCAGUUCCUAAUCAGACCCUGUCCAUGAAUUUCUCCGUUGAUUCAUUUUUCACCACUUUGACAAGGUUGACCAGCAUAAGGGUUCUUAGCUUGGUGUCCUUGGGGAUUUGGGGGCCACUCCCUGAGAAGAUUCACCGUUUCUCUUUGCUUGAAGUUUUAGACUUGAGCUGUAAUUUCUUAUUUGGAGCCAUCCCACCAAAAAUGUCCACCAUGGUAAAGCUUCAAGCACUGACACUUGAUGACAAUUAUUUUAACACCACUAUGCCUGAUUGGUUUGAUUCAUUGUCUAAUCUAAACAUCCUGAGUGUGAAGAGCAAUGGCUUAAAGGGUUCAUUCCCCUCCUCACUUUGCAAAAUUGAGACACUUGAAGUUGUUUCCUUGUCACACAAUGAGUUGUCUGGGGAAUUGCCUGGUCUCAGUUCUCUCGCUGGCCUACAUCUGCUGGAUAUAAGAGAAAACCAAUUAGAAUCUGAACUACCAUUGUUGCCUAAAUCAGUGAUCACAGUUCUUCUUAGCAAUAACUCAUUCUCAGGAGAGAUACCUAAGCAGUUUGGUGAACUGGAUCAGCUUCAACAUCUAGAUCUUUCUUCAAAUCAUCUCAGUGAGACACCCCCAUCUACCUUGUUUUCUCUGCCUAAAAUAAGUUAUUUGAAUCUGGCAAGCAAUGUGCUUAGUGGGACCCUCCCAGGAAAACUUAAUUGUGGGAGUAAACUUGGGUUUGUGGACAUUUCUGGUAACAAGUUAAGUGGUGGACUUCCUUCUUGCUUGGCCAAUACUUCUGAUAGUAGAGUUGUUAGAUAUGCUGGAAACUGUUUAUCUGUUGAUACUCAGAACCAGCAUAGAGGGUCUUAUUGUAAAAAAUCUAGCUCUGGAUGGAAGAGCUUUAAGACAUGGUUAGUAGUUGUAGUAACGACCAUUAUUGUUGGAUUUGUUCUUGUGCUUUUGGUGUCUGGAGUAUUCUUAUGGAAAAAAUGUCGCCCCAGAAAGAUUACCGGGAAGGAUCUAAAGAUUGUUCAAGAUAACUCCUCAAGGACCUCAACUGGGGUUUCAUCUGAGAUCCUUGCAAAUGCCAGAUUCAUUUCUCAAACAGUGAAGCUAGGGACACAAACUACUCUGACCUGUCGACAAUUUUCGAUAGAAGAAUUGAAGGAAGCCACCAGAAACUUUGAUUUGUCAAGUUAUAUUGGUAAAGGCUCCAUAGGAAAGCUGUACAAAGGUAAACUAGAGAAUGGAUCCUAUGUGGCGAUACGUUCUCUGGCUCUGUCAAAGAAAUGCUCAAUACAAAAUCUUAAAGCCAAAUUGGAUUUACUCUCAAAGCUUCAACAUCCAAAUUUGGUGAGCCUUUUGGGCCAUUGUAUUGAAGGUGGUGGACUUGAUGAUUCCAAUUCUCACAAACUUCAUCUUGUAUAUGAGUAUGUGCCAAAUGGGAAUUAUCGUACCCAUCUGUCAGAAUUUUCUGUAGAGAAGGCACUUAAGUGGUCUGAUAGAUUGACAAUUUUAAUUGGAGUUGCUAAGGCAGUGCAUUUCUUACAUACUGGUGUCAUACCUGGCUGUUUUAGUAACCAACUAAAGACAAAAAAUAUCUUACUUGAUGAACACCGCAUUCCAAAACUAAGUGACUAUGGUAUGUCCAUCAUCACAGAAGAUAUUGAAAACUUUGAGGCAAAGGGUGAGAAGCCAAAAUCAAGCGUGAGGACAAAAGCGGAGGACGAUGUCUAUAAUUUUGGAUUCAUAUUGUUUGAAUCACUUGUUGGACCAAUAGCAUGCGACAAAGGCGAAACAUUUUUUCUAAAUGAAAAGGCAUCCUUUGGCAGUCAAGAUGGUAGAAGAAAGAUUGUGGAUCCUAUAGUGUUAACCACUUGCUCUCAAGAGUCAUUAUCAAUUGCAAUAUCAAUCACAACCAAAUGCAUAUCUCCAGAAUCUUCAAUUCGUCCCUCCUUUGAGGAUGUUCUAUGGAACUUGCAGUAUGCAGCUCAAGUCCAAGCCACAGCAGAUGCAGACCAGAAAUCAGAUUAAUUCUACAUAACAAACUGUGUAGGGUAGUGUAGGAGGCUCAAAACUAGAGAUCUAUAAGUAAAAACACAAAGCAAAUAUAAAGGUAUAGUUGUAAAAAAUGUUCACCCCAUUUGUUUUUUUCUUUUUGUUUCUUCUAGAGUUCCCCUAGGACAUGGUUAGUUAGAAUAUUCACAAACCUCUUUAAAGGAAGAGGGGAUUAGGCAAAUGAAGCAAAUCAUGAACUUGACUUACUACUCAUAGGAUGAAUUCAAUGCUUCUAGAAGAUAUUUGGUGGAAAUAGUAACCAUGGAUUAUGGAAGCUCAACUUCAAAGAGUUAUAUAUAGGGUAAAAAGAUUUCUAUAGUCGAUGUAUGGUACAUCGUGUUAUGUUGUAAAUUUAGUUUCAUGUAUUUUUAUGAAAAUAACUGAAUCUUCGAUAGAUUAGAGAAAAACAAAAGAAGCAUUUCAUGACAUUUCAAAAUAUUAUUUUCCUCUUGCCACUUAUUUCCAGCAUAAUGUGUUGUUUAA
This is a messenger RNA of Cajanus cajan (pigeon pea), 3049 nucleotides long. RefSeq names its product putative inactive leucine-rich repeat receptor-like protein kinase At3g03770. Gene Ontology annotation, molecular function: protein kinase activity; ATP binding; receptor serine/threonine kinase binding. Lineage: Eukaryota; Viridiplantae; Streptophyta; Magnoliopsida; Fabales; Fabaceae. Gene Ontology annotation, biological process: protein phosphorylation. The record is from RefSeq and is a predicted model, not a curated record.